GCGAUGAAGAUGCUGCUCGGCUGCUCCGUCUCUCUGCUGCUGCUGCUCCUCAUCUGUCUGACUGAACCUGUGGAGAGUGGAACUCUGCAUCUGAACAGCUGCUCUGUCAAUGUUCACAUGCAUGAACUGCGCAAAUAUUACACUGACAUACGAUCAAAUGCGAUAUCAGAAGACAGUGAAAUUGGAGUGAAACUUCUGGAUAAAUCAUUAAUGAAAGAUCUUCAGGAGGGUCAAACGUGCUGCUUCAUACGCCUGGUGCUGCGUUUCUAUGUGGAGAGAGUUUUCAGCAACUACGCCUCUUCUCAUCCGCAGCAGCAGCGCUGCUCCAGCGCUCUGGCCAACGCUUUCAUCAGCAUCAGAAGAGAUAUACACAAAUGUCACUGCCUCUGUGAGGAAGAAACCCAGAGAAAAAUGGACUCUGUGCACGCUGAGUUCAUCAAGCUCCAGAUAAGCCAGGCGGCCCAGAAGGCGGUGGGAGAGCUGGACACCGUGCUGGAGUGGCUGGAGGAACAGAAAACACAAGCAUAAUCGGAAUUCCCAAGCGACUUUUGACCUGAUACUUUCAAAUUUGCUGAUUUCAUUUUUUCUGUCAUUUUGCAUUUCUUUUUUGUACUUGAAUUAAUUUAUCAUGUUGUUGUUGUUUUUUAAUCCACUAACAUGUAUACUGAUAUUUCACUGCAAUAUUUAUACCUAAGACAAUAUAUUUUAGAUGUAUAUUUAUCAGGAAAUGAAAGCUUUUAUGGUGUUGUAUGCGUGC
Molecule: messenger RNA, 757 nt
Organism: Acanthochromis polyacanthus (spiny chromis)
Lineage: Eukaryota; Metazoa; Chordata; Actinopteri; Pomacentridae
Gene: il20
Product: interleukin 19 like
Exons: 5
Coding region: 4-528 (174 amino acids)
Source: RefSeq, a predicted model, not a curated record